This is a messenger RNA of Marchantia polymorpha subsp. ruderalis, 513 nucleotides long. Lineage: Eukaryota; Viridiplantae; Streptophyta; Marchantiopsida; Marchantiales; Marchantiaceae. The record is from the annotation of a GenBank genome assembly.
GAAGAUACACUGAGCCUCUCGCAAUUGAAGGUGGUCUAGCGUGCACAUCUGCUCAGUAAUAGAUGACCACGACUCAUGUAUCUCACGAUAAAUUGUGCAUCGGUGUUUACUGUUGAAACACUACCCCAGCGAAGUACAUGGUUUUUUUUAGGUCAUGUCCUGCGUCAGUAAGACACCAGUUGCAGCAUUCGAUUGGAAGAAUCGGAGCUAUGGAAGGCCCAUAGUUUUCCGAGUAACUGAAGGUAUCUUGUACUCGCUGCUUCGUUCCCCGAACUUCAGGUCUCGUAGCUUGCCAUUUGAUGAUUUCGAGUAUGGCCUGGCGGGACACAAAUCAUUGUCCACAUUUUGGUAUAGGGACAUUGAUUCAUGCCCCGCCAGUCCAUAUGUGUCCGUAGUCGUCAGGUAAUGUGCAAAUACUCUACUCCCUUGACAUCUUGAAGAGACACUAUCCUACAUUUCUAAGGUGAGCCAGGCCGGUGAUGUAAACACUCAGAACGGCCAUCAUAGCUUGUC